GAGGAGAAGCACAAGAAGACGGGUGGAAGGUGGAGGAGGAAAUCCCGCGAGAAAAGAAGAGACAGAAAGACGGACAGACAAGCGCAGAGAACACAGAGAGUGAGAAAGCUCCGCACGUGAAGUGCGCGAGACCGGGGAGAAGGGAGUUAACAUUAUUUUGGAGGAGCGCAGCAGCCGUUUUUUUUAAAUUAUUUUUAUUAUUAUUUUUCCCCACACCAACGGAGAAACAAGAUCUCCGGACAAAAAGACUGGCCAGAUGAAUCCUAUGACGCAGUUGUACUACAAGAAGGCGACAUAUUCGCCGUACCGCGACCGCAUCCCACUUCAGAUUGUCCGUGCUGAGGUGGAGCUGUCUGCUGAGGAGCGGGCCUACCUCACAGCUGUAGAGAAAGGCGACUAUGCGGGAGUGAAACAUGCCCUUCGCGAAGCAGAGGUGUACUACAACAUGGAUGUGAACUGUCUGGACCCACUGGGCCGCAGCGCUCUCCUCAUCGCCAUCGAGAACGAGAACCUGGAGAUCAUGGAGCUCCUGCUCGACCAUGGCAUCCACACGGGCGACGCCCUGCUGUACGCCAUCAGGAAGGAGGUGGUGGGUGCCGUGGAACUGCUGCUGUCACACAAAAGGCCCAGCGGAGAGAAACAGGUUCCUUCUCUGAUGAUGGACAGCCAGUUUUCAGAGUUCACCCCAGAUAUAACUCCCAUCAUGCUUGCUGCUCACACAAACAACUACGAGAUUAUCAAGCUGCUUGUCCAGCGGAAGGUCACCAUACCCAGACCACAUCAGAUACGAUGCGACUGUGUUGAGUGUGUAUCCAGCUCAGAGGUGGACAGCCUUCGACAUUCACGGUCUCGACUCAACAUCUACAAGGCUUUGGCCUCGCCAUCUCUCAUUGCGUUGUCCAGUGAAGAUCCCAUCCUCACUGCCUUCAGACUGGGCUGGGAACUCAAAGAACUCAGCAAGGUGGAGAAUGAGUUUCGUCAGGAGUAUGAGGAACUGUCUCAGCAGUGCAAGCGUUUCGCCAAGGACCUUCUGGAUCAGGCCAGGAGUUCUAGAGAACUUGAGACCAUCCUGAACCACAGAGACAAUGACCAGAGUGAGGAACUAGACCCUAGACAGUGCCAUGAUCUGGCCAAGCUCAAACUCGCCAUCAAGUACCACCAAAAAGAGUUUGUGGCACAGCCAAACUGCCAGCAGCUGCUGGCCACACUGUGGUAUGAUGGCUUCCCGGGUUGGAGGAGACGACACUGGGUGGUUAAACUGGUCACCUGCUUCAUCAUCGGACUCUUGUUCCCGGUCUUCUCGUUGAUCUACCUGUUGGCUCCAAAGAGCGCUCUGGGACGUUUCAUUAAGAAGCCCUUCAUCAAGUUCAUCUGUCACACGGCGUCCUACCUGACCUUUCUCUUCCUACUGCUGCUGGCCUCGCAGCACAUCGCCCGUACCAACCUGCACAUGCAGGGACCCCCACCCACCAUCGUGGAGUGGAUGAUCCUGCCGUGGGUGCUGGGUUUCAUCUGGGCAGAGAUUAAGGAGAUGUGGGACGGGGGAUUCACAGAGUACAUCCAUGACUGGUGGAAUCUGAUGGACUUCGCCAUGAACUCCCUCUAUCUGGCCACCAUAUCUCUGAAGAUAGUGGCCUAUGUGAAGUAUAACUCCUCUCGGCCUAGGGAGGAGUGGGAGAUGUGGCACCCGACGCUGAUAGCUGAGGCUCUGUUUGCCAUUGCCAACAUCUUCAGCUCUCUCAGACUCAUCUCCCUCUUCACCGCCAACUCCCACCUCGGGCCACUGCAGAUCUCCUUAGGAAGGAUGCUUCUGGACAUCCUCAAGUUUCUCUUUAUUUACUGUCUGGUCCUGUUAGCAUUUGCUAAUGGUUUGAACCAGCUGUAUUUCUACUAUGAAACCAAGGCAUCAGAGGAACCCAACAACUGCAAGGGCAUCCGCUGUGAGAGGCAGAACAACGCCUUCUCAACGUUAUUUGAGACUCUCCAGUCUCUCUUCUGGUCCAUAUUUGGGCUGUUAAAUCUGUACGUCACCAACGUGAAGGCUCGCCACGAGUUUACGGAGUUUGUCGGGGCGACCAUGUUCGGGACGUACAACGUUAUCUCACUGGUGGUUCUGCUCAACAUGCUGAUCGCCAUGAUGAACAACUCCUACCAACUCAUUGCUGACCAUGCUGACAUUGAGUGGAAGUUUGCACGCACCAAGCUGUGGAUGAGUUACUUUGACGAGGGCGGCACGCUGCCGCCUCCGUUCAACAUCAUUCCAAGCCCCAAGUCCUUCUGGUACCUCCUCAUGUGGCUCCACAACAAGCUGUGCAGGACAGGGCAGCCGCCCGGGGAGGAGCCGCACAAAUGUGAAAACCUGCGGGAGUUCACGGAGCGUCAUGCUGACAGUCUGAGGCAGAAUCAGCACUACCAGGAAGUGAUCCGGAACCUGGUGAAGAGGUACGUGGCAGCAAUGAUACGCAGUGCCAAGACAGACGAGGGGCUGACAGAGGAAAACUUUAAGGAGCUGAAGCAAGACAUCUCCAGUUUCCGCUACGAGGUCCUAGAUCUCCUUGGGAACCGGCGUCCUCCUCGGCGUAACUACUCCUCCUCCAGUGAGACAACAAAAGAUGACGGUGCCAUGGCAUCUGAGGACGACAGCGAGUCAGGUGAAGGCACUGGAGGAGGCCUGGGAGUCCAGAGAUCAAAGAGCGUGACCUUCAUGACCCCAGCAGAGGACGACACAAAGCCGACACCAACGCUCGGCGUGUCUGCACUGGUGCGUUCUAUUUCUGGAAUGACGCAGAUAGAAAGAGGGGUAGGUGGGGAGGAGCUGGAGGAAGGUAUUGAAUGGGGGACAGAGGAGGAGGAAGAGGAGGGAAAACCAAAGAGCAAUGGGCUGAAGACAACUGUCAUCUCUCCAUCCUCCACCUCUGUUGUCCCAUCGUCAUCUUCAUCAUUCUCUUCAGCGUUCUCAUCAUCACUUGCUCGUACAAGGAGCCGUCUGCAGCGCCUAUCAGGUCCGAGUGCAAAGACGGACUCUUUCAAACGCCUCUCCUACCUGUUCUCCCGCUCCAAACGCAAAGCCCCACCCAUGCCUGUCCCUGUUCAGUCCCCAGUCUCCUACACCAUCUCUGACGGGUUGCUCCGCCCCUUGGGGAGCCACAGCCACUCCGACUUCGGACUCAGCAACGUGACCAGAAGCGAGACUCACCUGAACGAGAUGGGCCGCUCUGUUGACAUCAGUAACCCGUCGUUCUCUCCUCGGAGAACGAAUGGGCGAGACUCACUUUUGACACUGCCCCUCCCGCCCCCCUGCCCCUGCCAAUCCCUGCACUGUGCUUCCAACAUGUCCGAGUCCAGCUCGCGCCUCCUGGACUCCAGUGAGGACGUUUUCCAGAGUGGAGGCAUGGGAGGAUCGGGUGAUGGCAGCGUGGAUGGAGGAGGGGGAGGAGGAGGGGUGAUGAUGAUGGGUGGUUGGGUGGGACCUUGCGAUGAUGUCAUAGAGGACAGCUGCGAGGUCAUAGAGGACUCCGUCACUACACAGCUAUAGGAGAAAGGGACUACCAAACUGUUUUUGUUUGUUUGCAAAAUGGCUGAAUAUAUACAGAGAUGGAGAGAGACAGAGAGAGAGGGCGGAGAAUUUGGUACAAUCCGUUCUAGAACUUACUUGGAUGGAUUUGGAAUUCUGGAAUUCUAGAAUGCAGCACACCCGAGAAUGGAGCAGGUUCUAAGGAUUGACUUGAUUGUCAUGGUAACACCACAGAGGGCAUGCUAAAGUGGCAGAUGUUCAUAGAGACAGUUUGUCUGGUAUAUUUCAGGGUUUAAACAGACACUUUCACUAUUAUGUGAAAUUUAUUGUUGGAAGGUUCUGGAGAUAAGUCGCUAAUAAUUGAGCCAACUUAACUAGCUAGCUGGAACUCAGUUAAAAGUCCGUAAAUAUCUAUUUGGAAAACUUAUUCCAGACAAUCAAAGUAUCUCAAGUUUGACGUUGUCUGGGAUUUUUCAGGGUUCAGACACACACGUUUUGCUAUCGCAUAAACCUCAUUGCUUAAAAGUUUUGGAGUUAAGUCGCUAUUAAUUGAGCUGACUUACCUUGCUUGCGAGAACUCAAUAAAACCUGUUUGGAGAAUAUUCCAGAAAUUCAAAGUAUCACCAGUUUGCCGUUGUCAGGGAUUUUUUAAGAUGGAAACACAACACACACAAGUUCACCAUUGAGUGAAUUCCCAAGACAGCCUAGCUAGCUAGCUAAACACAGAUAAAUGUCAUUUAUCAUCAGGUUUUCCACAGUAUCACAGAAAUCCAUGUCUGUUCAUCCAUGGAUACAUAAGAAACAUUCAUUGCUAGAAUCCAAUUCAACAGAUGUUUAAUUGCCAAAAUAUAAACUAUGUAAGAUCAUAGCAUUUUCUUACUGUUGCUAUUACAGUUUCCAAAUUAUAUCACAAUGUCAGUUUGAAAAUUGCCAAAAUAUAUUUAUAUAUGUUCAUGAAUAAUUGUGAAUAAAACACGAGAGAAGGAAAUAUGAAUUUCAUAUUGCGGUAAAAGUAUCUAAUUAAAAAUAUGAGGAUGUAAAUGAGGAUGCUUUUAACAGACAAGGUAAAUUACGGGAAAAGUUUGAGGCAGUUUUUCAUUGAAAAUUUUGUGGCGCUUUGACAUGCUGGGGUCCGCAUUAAAGGGGUCGGGGAAGAUGAUGGUUACAAUCAUCCCAAAUAAAUAGUUUGCCAAAUGGAGCAAAGUAUACCUGAGCUACUAAAAUACUACGUGUAAGCUCUUGGACAAAUUACAUUGUUUUAUGAUGUUAGGAAUUAUUUCUCCCUCUCGAUGGCAGUCUCCGUCUUUUUGUCUGAUCUUCACAAACUUCACAAAGCCAGACUGUCUUUAUAUACAUCUGCCAUUUUCCACAAAUGCCACCAUGAGACCAAAGGAGUUCAUUUAAAAAGGAGCAUACUUUUUUUUCCGAAAGAUUAAAACACACAUCGUUAUUAUGGGAUUACAAGGAUUCAAAGUGACUUUUCAAAAAGGAAAUAUCCCUGUUUGGAAAGUUUCACAUGAUGGUUUCUUUCCCUUUAACCAAACUUCGAAUCUGUAUCGGAAUAAAAAUGGAAUUAAAUCAUCUUAAAACCAGUGGAAUUUGAAUUGAACUACACUUUUCCAUUCAGCUGAAUGGAAGGAGAUCGCAAACGGAAUAACGUCCCCUUUAACCGUGGAACAAUGGAUUUAAAUUUGACCGAAUCACUGGGAUGAACAGAAGCAGCAUGGAACCUUUGCUCUGCUGUCAAUAGCCUGCACCCUCUCUCUCUGCAUCAACAAGGGCCAAGGAACUUUAUUUUAUCCUAAUAACAAUUAUACUAGUAAUAAUAAUAACGGUAAUAAUAAUAAUAAGAGACUUCUAUUAAUAAUAAUGAGGACUAUUCUGGUUUCUAUACACUGUCUUUGCUUCUAUUUGAGUUGCCUACGAUAUCCUGGCUUCUCGUUCAGCUCUUCCUUAAUAAGUACACUUUAACCUGGUGAAUAAUAAGAUAUUUAUUGUGUGGAAGAGGGAGGAGGGAUGGAUAAAUGGGGGUGGGAGAGAGAGCUUAAGAAACGCGGGACGUUUUAAGGAAGGAAGAACAAGGUGAGGGGAAAUAAAGGCAGGAGGAAUGAUUGGAGAAUAUAGGGAGAGGAAAUGAGGCAAAUAAGUGAAGGCACAUAGAUAUGCUUGAAUGAGGAACAGAUGGACUAAAAUGGGACGAGUUUGCCUUUCUAUCUAUCUGGGAAAUCUAUUUAAAAGGGAAAUUUCACCAGAAUUUCAUCAUGACUUUUUUUUUUUUUCUCUUGAAGUCGCUUGGUGAGGCGACUUCAAAGGGUUGGCAUGAGCAGAGGCUGUUGAAUUUUACUCUGGUUAAUAUACGACUGUCAGCGGUGAAGUAGAGAAAUUAUGCAUGUUUGAUCAAAAAAGAAAAAAAAAAACACCGUUACCUGCAACACACACAUGCAAGCACAUACACAUUCACACACUUAGAAAUCAGCUCGUGUGAUGAAUAGCUGCCAGCUAAAAGUACUGGUCUUGUCUUUGUUGUUCUCUCAGCAGGAUGACAUCAGCUCCUCUUACGUCUUGUUUGAUUGUUUUAUUCAUUUUGUCCGUCCUUGUCCUCUGUUUUUUUUUCAUAAAAAGCCCCUCUGGUUAGGCAGCUGUCUUGGCAGCAGAAAGCCUCAGAGCAGCAAUGAAUCAGCAUUCCAAAAUGUCACGACGUCAACCGCUGUGCAUCCUGUACUCAUAAUGUCACGGCCAGAGCUCGGACAGCAGGGGCACAGUUAAGUGCUUAGCAGUGCCAGCCCAUCAAUUUAGUAUUUAAUAAUCAAUUUCUUCUUAC
Oreochromis aureus is the source of this 6335-nucleotide messenger RNA. RefSeq names its product transient receptor potential cation channel, subfamily C, member 5a (gene trpc5a). Gene Ontology annotation, cellular component: cation channel complex; membrane. Gene Ontology annotation, molecular function: protein binding; inositol 1,4,5 trisphosphate binding; store-operated calcium channel activity. The transcript has 18 exons. Bases 257 to 3535 code for a protein of 1092 amino acids. The record is from RefSeq and is a predicted model, not a curated record. Gene Ontology annotation, biological process: regulation of cytosolic calcium ion concentration; manganese ion transport; calcium ion transmembrane transport. NCBI's taxonomy places the organism in Eukaryota, Metazoa, Chordata, Actinopteri, Cichliformes, Cichlidae.